Molecule: messenger RNA, 1257 nt
Organism: Haliotis rufescens (red abalone)
Lineage: Eukaryota; Metazoa; Mollusca; Gastropoda; Lepetellida; Haliotidae
Product: ankyrin repeat and KH domain-containing protein mask-like
Exons: 1
Coding region: 1-1257 (418 amino acids)
Molecular function (GO): protein binding
Source: RefSeq, a predicted model, not a curated record
AUGGUAGCAGCAAUGAACGGUCAUAGAGAUACGUUUGAGUUACUUGUGAAGAAAGGAGCUAAUCUGUCCCCAGAGGAUACAGGAGACGAGUUUAUCCUUCACUGGGCCUGUUAUGGAGGAAAUGCGGAUAAAGUCAGGUAUGUCCUCCAGCACAAUGUUAAAGACAUCAACAGCAUAGGAUGGAAUGGACAGACGGCAGCAAUGACGGCAGCAGACAAAGGAUACAGAGUAAUAUUUGACUUACUUAUCAGAAAAGGAGCAGAUAUAACUGUGGAUGUGGAUGACGACGACAACGACAUCCUUCAUUUGGCGUGUAAAGGUGGAAAUGUUAAUAUAGUGAAGUAUGUCCUCAAACAAAACAACAUAGACAUCAACACCAAAGGAAACUAUGCAUUUACACCAGCAAUGAUGGCAGCAGAUGGAGGACAUAGAGAAAUACUUGACUUACUUAUGAGGAAAGGGGCUGAUCUGACACUGGAGGCAGCUUCUCGUUGCAACGUCCUUCACAUUGCCUGCAAAGGACGAUUUACGCAAAUAGUGGAGUAUGUAAUCUCGAAAGAUAUUGUGGACAUCAACAGUCAAGAUUUUCAGGGCAUGUCAGCUGUGAUGCUGGCAGCAGAAAGGGGACUUGGAGAAGUGUUUGACUUGCUGGUUAGUAAAUCUGCUGAUCUAAGAAGAGUAAAUGCAAACCAAGAGAACAUUCUUCAUCUGGCCUGUCGUGGAUUUAACAUGGACAUAGUGAAGUAUAUUGUUACACAGAAUAUUGUGGAUGACAUCAACACGAGAACAAAAAAUGAGGAGACUCCACUCAUGAUUGCAGCAAUGAGUCAAAAUAAAGAAGCAUUUGAUUUACUUCUGCAGAAAGGAGCGAGUCUGGCACUUGUGGAUAAAUAUGACAACACCAUUCUUCAUUCUGCCUCGUUUGGUGGAAAGUUGGAGAUAGCGGAGUUUAUUCUCGCACAGAAUAUAGUAGACAUUAACAGAAGAGGAGACGGCGGAAUGAGCGCAGUCAUGAUGGCGGCUUUUUUUGGAAAUAGAGAAGUGUUUCACUUACUUGAGAAAAAAGGAGCAAAUCUGUCAUUUGCCGAUAGAAACGGCCACGAUAUUCUUUAUUUGGCAUGUGAAAGUGGAAACAUAAAUAUUGUGAAAUACGUCCUUUCACACGUCAAUUUAAAUACUGCCGCCAAGAAAACGACAACUUCAGAAGCUGGAGACUUUUAUGCAGUGUGUGACCUAUUCUAUUCACAGCCUGACUAA